Molecule: messenger RNA, 4192 nt
Organism: Anneissia japonica
Lineage: Eukaryota; Metazoa; Echinodermata; Crinoidea; Comatulida; Comatulidae
Product: stress-induced-phosphoprotein 1-like
Exons: 13
Coding region: 130-1797 (555 amino acids)
Molecular function (GO): Hsp90 protein binding
Source: RefSeq, a predicted model, not a curated record
UCCCAUACAACCGGCAAUACAUGUGUGUGGUGAUGAUCUAGAAAGUUCUUCAACUAGCUAUCUACAGCGUAGAAUUUAGAAAUUGUUUAAUUGUUUACCACGUUGCGAUAUCGAUUGUAAUAUAGGGCUAUGGCUGAUACUGAUAAAACACAAGCUGUCAAGUUGAAGGAUGAGGGCAACAAUGCGCAAAGAGAGGGUCGUUUCCAAGAUGCAGUAGGCAACUACACCGAUGCCAUCAAGCUAGACCCAUCCAAUCAUGUGCUGUACAGCAACCGGUCAGCUGCUUACGCUAACUUAAAACAAUAUGAAAAGGCGUUAGAAGAUGCAGAGACAACUGUCAAACUAAAACCUGACUGGUCUAAGGGUUACUCGAGGAAAGGUACAGCAUUGCAGUUUUUAAAACGUUAUGAAGAUGCAAAGGCAGUUUAUACAGAAGGACUGAAAAUUGAACCCAAUAGUGAUGCUUUUAAAAAAGGCAUUGAAGACUGUGAAACAGAACUAUCAGCUUCAACAGCCGGAGCUAACCCAAUGUCAAAUCCAUUCACCAUGCCUGGAGUUGAAGCGAAACUACUAGCUGAUCCGGACACCAGGGAAUGGUUGAAAGAUCCAUCAUAUCAAAUGUUGUUGGCCUCACUGAAAAAGGAUCCCAAUUCGAUCGGAAUGAGAUUACAAGAUCCGCGGGUUAUGAAAACCCUGAGUGUUCUACUUGGAGUUGAUUUGAAGCUUGCAGCAGAUGCCGACAUGGCCGAUGACACUAAGACAUCAUCAGCCCCAAAGCAACAGAAGCCAAAAGAACCAGAAAAGAUGGAAACAGAAGAGAAGAAUCUAGACCCAAACAAAAAGAAAGCGCUAGAUCUGAAAAACGAAGGCAACGCUGCCUAUAAGAAAAAAGAAUUUGAUACGGCUAUCGAUUUGUACUCGCAAGCUAUUGAGUUGGAUCCUGAAGAGAUGACAUUCUUAACCAACCGUGCUGCUGUUUACUUUGAGAAGAAGGAUUAUGAUGCUUGUCGGAAAGACUGCUUGAAAGCUACUGAAGUUGGAAGAGAAAACAAAGCUCCAUUUAAAAAUAUUGCAAAGGCUUUUGGUAGAAUUGGAAAUGCAUACCUGAAAGAAAAAGACUAUAAAGAGGCCUUAGAAUACUUCAAGAAGUCUUUGACUGAACAUAGGAGUGAUGACAUUUUAAAGAAAAAACAAGAGUGUGAGAGGACUCUGAAAGAACUAGAGCGGAAGGCAUAUAUUAACCCAGAACUGUCAUUGGAAGAAAAAAACAAAGGCAAUGAGUUCUACCAGAAAGCUGAUUUUCCCAAUGCCCUCAAAUGUUACGAUGAGGCGAUUAAACGCAAUCCAGAUGACGCAAAGAUAUAUAGUAAUCGAGCUGCAACAUACAACAAGCUUCUUGAGUUUAACCGGGCUGUCAAAGACGCCGACGAAUGUAUACGGUUAGAUCCACAAUUCAUCAAAGGGUACAUCCAUAAAGGAAGAAACUUAAUGGCUAUGAAACAGUGGGCACAGGCUCAGUCAGCACUGCAGAAAGGGCUUGAUGUGGACAGCAGUAAUCAGGAAGCAAUGAAUAUGCUAAUUACUUGUAGGCAGGAGAUCAAUAAGAAUCCGGAAGAAGUGAAGAAGCGGGCAAUGGCAGAUCCUGAGGUCCAAGCCAUAAUGAGCGAUCCAGGAAUGAGGAUGAUCCUGGAGCAGAUGUCCCAGAAUCCAGGUGCUAUUCAAAAUCACAUGAGCAACCCAGAUAUUGCCAGGAAAUUGUACAAAUUGCAAGAUGCAGGAAUCAUCCAAUUCCGUUGAUGAGAGCAACCAAUGUUUAUCCAGUUUUGUUGAUAGACAGCUCCAAUAAAACCAACAUUUUCUUUAAAGUGUAUUCUCACGAGUUGACAUCAUCAUUUAUAUUGAGCCCACAUUAAUUUUCUAUGACGGUUUUGAAAAAUUGUUUGUGGCUUUGGGAGUCAGUGUCGGUGAUACAUUACCCGGGCUCAUUUAACAUCAAGGCACAUGCAGGAAAUAUUUAAAUAUAAUGUGAUUGGCUGUCUAAUACAGCACUCGGGCUUACAGACAUGCCCAGUGGCUGCAUCAUUGCAAUUUACAUACAGACAUGCCCACUUACAGUUUUAUUGUUUUGUGAUUGGCUGCAAUACAGCACCUCAACUAAUUUACAUAUAGACAAACACACUUACAGUUUUAUUGUUUUGUGAUUGGCUGCAAUACAGCACCUCAACUAAUUUACAUAUAGACAAACCCACUGACAGUUUUAUUGUACUGUGAUUGGCUGCAAUACAGCACCAACUCAUUUACUUGUAGACACGCCCACUGAUAGUUUGAAUGUGCUGUGAUUGGCUGCAGUACAGCACCCCGACUAAUUUUCUUCUAGACAUGCCCACUGACAGUUAGGAUGUACUGUGAUUGGCUGCAAUACAGCACCGACUCAUUUGCAUAUACACACGCCUGCUGACAGUUUUAAUGUACUGUACUGUGAUUGGCUGUAAUACAGCAUCUAAACUAUUUUACAUAUAGACACACCCAUUGACAGUUUAGUUUGACUGCGAUACGGCAACUUAACUCAUUAACAUAUAGACACUUCCACUGUGAGUGUACUGUGAUUGGCUGCAAUACAGCACCUCAACUAAUUUACAUAUAGACGCUCCCACUGGCAGGUUGAAUGUACAGAACUUGGCUGCAAUACAGCACUUUACAUUGACACAUCCAUUGACAGUUUAGAUGUACUGUUCUUGUAGACACGCCCACUAAAAGGUUAACCCGUGAGAAUAGCAUUUUAAACUAUGCUUUGUUGAAUUGAUUGGCAUAUGAUUGAAAUAACAUUCUGGUAUUGGUAUUGAGUAUAAUGGAGCCCAUGUGUUGUCACUAAUCCUUUGUGAAACCAAAAGUACCUCUCGAUCAUCUGGUUGAUAUUUGAGUAUGAAAUAUUAAAUACUAAAAUUCUAGGAGUUUAUGGCAGAUGUAUAUAAUGAAAUAAAGUAGUCCUGAAAUUGAUAAUCUUUCAAUCAUAAGUGAUACUACAGUAUCCUAGGCCCAGUAGCCCCAUAUUCAAUGCAUUUUACAUGAUGUUGAACACGUUUCAGUAAGUUUUCAAAAAUGAAUUGUUCGAUCAUAAAAACUUUUUAAAACAUUUAAACCAAAUUGUUAAUUUGAAAAACAUAUUUAAAUAUGUUAAAAAAAAAAAAAACGUUUCUGGAGUCGUGUGAAGGAUAUUCAAAAUAUGAAUUGUGCGAGAAGUACGAAGGCAGGUUAUGCUGACAAGACUGAAGUACUGUACUGCUAUUUAUAAGAUCAAAUUUCUUAAGCUAUAUACUAAAAAUAUAUUUUAAUUUACAUGCUAUAUUGUUUAAAUUGGCUCUUUAUUAUACACGUUUUCUUUUUUUCUGAUCGUAAUAUGGAUUGCAUUUUAACUCCCAAUAAUAUUCACAAGUGUACUGCACACAAAAUCUCAAUCUCUCUUUUAAUAAGUCUCUUUACAGACUAGUGAUGUUUAUUAACAAAAGCUUGUGUGUAUUAAAGUGCUACUUCUAACUAAACCUACUUUUUUUGCAUAAUAAAAGGUAUUCUAAAAUCCUAUUCUUUAUAUAGCCUUAGAUAUGCUUUAUACGUAAAUUUAUGUUUAUAUUUAUACCACACAACGUGAUUCACCUGGUUCCGGCAUGUACAAUAGGACCAUUGUAAUAAUUUAUUAAAAGUGCAGAGGUAGCAUUUCCUGUCCUAAUCUACUUUUCAAAAGAUGGACCAAUUAUAAAGCAUUGUUAAGUCAGGUGACCUUUAAGUCAUUAUAGGCCUACUUCAUGUUUGUAAAGAAUUUUAUAUUCAAGACGAUACAAAUCGUCUGCAUGACUCAGUGUAUGUUUAACAUGUUCAGGGAUAAAAAAAAAAUAAUGCUGUAGUUUAGUCGGACCUUGUACUUUUAUAUACAUGGCGACUAUGAGAACACAUUGGAAGGCUGGAUUGCUUGUAUGUAUUAUAUUUUUGUUGUACUGCCCACCCUUUAGUCUUUAAAUGUGUGUAUGAUGAUACUGUUAAAUGUUCUGGAAGGAAAGUGACGCAAUUGAAUGUUUAGGAAACGGCUUAUGCUCCCAUUUAAGCUUGUAAUCCAAAUGUUAUUUCCUGAUACAUGUAGUUUAAAAAUACAGAAUAAUAAAAAUUAUUCAUCAUAAUGAGUAACUGAACGUGGUAUUGA